Molecule: messenger RNA, 643 nt
Organism: Trematosphaeria pertusa
Lineage: Eukaryota; Fungi; Ascomycota; Dothideomycetes; Pleosporales; Trematosphaeriaceae
Exons: 3
Coding region: 1-396 (131 amino acids)
Source: RefSeq, a predicted model, not a curated record
AUGUCCCUUACCCCAUCCGGCAGCGUUACCCCAAAGCUGAUGGGUAGGUCAAAUCACGCCCAGCAGUAUGAAACCGACAGCGGAAAUGACGCGUCCUCGACCAACACUACUCUCACCGUGCGAUGCGAUCACGAGUCGAUCUGCCUAUCCAAGGACCUGACGAAACUGCACGACGAUCCUAACGCAAUCAGCGACCCAAUCCAAUGCAACGACGGCGACUCUAACGUCGGCUACCAGGACUCCAAAUCCAUCACCAUUAGCUUCACCAUCAGUCCAGGCAAACUGGCCAGCGAAUGGAUCCCCGGUGGGUUCAGCGUCUCCGAGUCGUGGACAACGGGAAACAGCUACAGUGCAAUGGCAAACAAGGUGAGACUGUUUGCGACUGGUAUGAAAUAAGACAUGUUGCGUAUACGGUGGAGAAUUGGAGAGAGUGGACGACUCCCGUCAAGUUUGGCAAAGGCGCAAUGCAGAGCACGGCAAGAUUGACGAGUCCUUUGAAGGGCAACCCUAACGGAGGAUAUCGGUAUGAGAGGGGCGGAAGGUGUGGCAAGGUGGAGGAUUCUCGUUGGAUAGAGGUUUGAUGAGAGGGAGGCGGUUCCUUGGGAACAGAGUCGAAGUAUGUGAGGUUCCUGGUGCGUGUGUC